CGAUCGUCAAUCAGUAUACCAUACUAUCAGCUCGCCAACAUGCACUUCAACAUUGGUUCAUCCUCCUCUGCAUCCUCAUCUAAGAUCGAGGUCCCCUCGCUGCCCGCCGACCAUCCACCCGUCCCAUCCUCUUCUCGUCGCCCUCCGCCAUCAUGCCCUAUGCACUCUGAACCUUCUUCCGCUGCUCCCGCCAACUUUUUGACCGGUCAAGCCAGAGCUACGGGUGCCAAAUGUCCAGUCCAACACGAUACCAAAGCUAGUCUGAACCCGCUCAACUCGAUCCCUCUGAACCUCUCAACUGCCCGUCAACCGGGACAGAAGAUGGCUCUUCCGACCGAUAGGGAAGCCUCAACUAUUCCUCGUCCGCAGUCUAACGAAGAUGGAGGUGACGCCUUCGGCGGAAUCGGAGGAGCAACAAACGAGGAGAGUACCGUCUGGGAGUACCCUUCACCCCAGCAAUUUUACAACGCCCUCGUGAGAAAGGGCUGGGAAACCCCUGAAGAGAGUAUCGAGAUGGUAGUGGCGAUCCACAACUUUUUGAAUGAAGAAGCUUGGCAAGAGGUCAUGAAGUGGGAGAAGAGAUUUCCAGGUGGUGAGCAAGCAAAAUUGGAGCGAUUCCAAGGUAGACCUGGAGAACUAUCACCCAAAGCUCAGCUUCACUUGUGGGCUGGCAAAAUCUUCCCGUCAAAGUUCAAUACCGAGCCGCCGUUCGAUCGACAUGAUUGGAUAGUCACUCGACCGGCGGUCCCGACCUCACCUAACGACAAGAACACCCCCCCAAAACUCAUCACUACACGUUAUGUCAUUGACUAUUACUCUGCUCCCCCGGACGAAGAGGGCAACCCCGUGUUCUCACUGGACGUCAGACCCGCACUGGAUAAUCUCGAAAGUAUCAACCAGCGCAUACGGGUGGGCCUUGAGGAGUGGAGGAAGGGCGAGGCGGCAUAGUUGUACGGUUGCAUCUCACUGCUCAAAUGUAUCUCAUUCGCGGC
Molecule: messenger RNA, 992 nt
Organism: Kockovaella imperatae
Lineage: Eukaryota; Fungi; Basidiomycota; Tremellomycetes; Tremellales; Cuniculitremaceae
Product: cytochrome c/c1 heme-lyase
Exons: 3
Coding region: 40-948 (302 amino acids)
Biological process (GO): cytochrome c-heme linkage
Cellular component (GO): mitochondrion
Molecular function (GO): holocytochrome-c synthase activity
Source: RefSeq, a predicted model, not a curated record